Messenger RNA from Pseudomassariella vexata, 480 nucleotides. RefSeq lists its product as uncharacterized. The transcript has a single exon. Bases 1 to 480 code for a protein of 159 amino acids. The record is from RefSeq and is a predicted model, not a curated record. Lineage: Eukaryota; Fungi; Ascomycota; Sordariomycetes; Amphisphaeriales; Pseudomassariaceae.
AUGUCCUCCGUUCCUGUUGACGAGAAGGCCUUGAAGGUCAACACCAUUGACCUGCCUUCGAACUUCCUAACACCCACGACGACCUCCAACGAGAAGGGCUCCACGGCACCAAGCAUAGAGUUACAGCGAACCUCGACGGUAUCGUCGCCUUCGUCGGCCACCCGUCUCGACCCAUUCGAUAACGAUAUCGAGGCGAUGAUGCCGACGUCCUGCGAGAACUUGAACUCCAAGUCGCCUUCGUGCCCUAGCAGAAGCAACAAGGAUUGCACCGUAUGGCCUGGACAGGAUCACUGGAAGAAGAAGGCGAAAGCUGCGAAGUUGAAGAACAGAUCCUGCCAAUGCAUGGCACGCCUUAACAAGCGAAACCGAAUCAUGGCCAAGAUUCUGAUCGCCUUCCUCAUCAUUGGUGCUGCCGUCGGCGUCGGUCUUGGUAUCAGCAAAUCAGUGGGAGCCGGCAUUUGGAAGCCUAAGGAACAGUGA